CGUAUAUAUGCGGAUCGACAUAACUUUAAGAAUUCUCCACGCCCGCAGCAGAGGCCGAUCAUCGUAAUGAUUGAAAAAUUCCGACAUGAAUCUCUGCUCAUCUCUUGUCAUCCUGAUGGCAUUGUUGACGCAGGCAUCUGAUGCACUGAUAGUCUCAGUCUCAUUGAUACCAUGCUGGUAUGUUCUGCUUAAACAUACCGAGCAGCUCGCGAUCAUGGAUGAGAGCUCACAAGUCAGUCUGUCUGAAACGCAAUCUGAAAUUGAUGGCUUAGCUAACUGUCACGCGCUAUGAAUUCAUCCUCCAUCGGAAUGGCUCGUCAACACUUAAGCCUGUCUUUGGUUACCAAAGAUGGAAAAGCGCACGUGCACGAGAUCCAACGGACAAAUGUGGCCUGCUCUAAUCACAUAGUUUCCUUCUUUGGUCAAAAAAAAAAAAAAUCACAUAGUUUCCUUCCAGUCACUGAACCCAGAUGGUAACCCACUAACUAAAUGCGGGCCCACUCCUGUCUCGUGCAAGGAUAAAGCUAUUAUUUCCGGUUUCAAUAUCCUGGGCACUCAGUAUUUGCUUUACUGCUCCUCCCUUGAUUGGAUGGGCGAUUCGGUGCACGCGUCGGCCAUCCCGCAAAAUGGAUUAUCGAGCUUUGUUCAAAAGAGUAGAAAGGAGGGAUUUAAGCUACUGGUCCCAGUGACAGUGAUGAUAAUUUUUUCAUUGUCGAGUUUUCUAAUUAUAAACGGUGGAGCUGCCAUGCGAGAGAAGCGUUGGCUUGCUCCACUGAUCAAGCAGAUGGAAGCAACUCAACAGGCAGAGAGGAGAAAUAUGAACAAGAACCUCACCUUAGCUUGUGCCAGCCAUGAUAUUCGUGCCUCUCUCGCCGCCCUUGCUGGUUUGAUACAGAUGUCGUAUCAUGAAGCUGUCCCAGGUUCAGAAUUGGACACCAAUUUAAAGCAAAUGGAUUCUUGUGCCAGAGACUUACUAGGAUUGUUGAACUCUAUACUUGACGCCAGCAAGAUUGAGGCUGGAAAAAUGGAAUUAGAGGAAGAAGAGUUUGAUCUUCCCCAAGUUUUGGAGGAUGUAGUUGAUUUAUUCCAUGCUGCGGCUAUGAAGAAAGGUGUGGAUCUUGUAUUGGACCCUUGUGAUGCUUCUAUUAUCAGAUGUUCCCGCAUGAAAGGUGACACAGGAAAGCUUAAGCGAGUUUUAGUAAAUUUGCUAAGCAACGCCGUUAAAUUUACUGAUGAGGGGCACAUAGCAGUUCGAGCAUGGGGUCAGAAGUCAAUGACCGCUUCUAACCGUCACAGCCUCAUGAAGCAUUUAUCGUGCUCAUUUUAUAAGGAGAGUGAAAGGCAUAGAAACCCAGAAGCUGUGAAUGCAAUCCAUGGGGACCCUAAUGUCAUGAAUUUUGUGUUUGAAGUGGAUGAUACCGGAAGAGGAAUUCCUAAAGAGAAACACAAGUAUGUGUUUGAGAAUUAUGUUCAGGACAAAGAAACUGCCCUCGGACGAGUAGGCACUGGCUUGCGGCUUGGUAUCGUGCAAUCGUUGGUACAUUUGAUGCAUGGAGAUAUAGGAAUUGUGGAAGAGGACAUGGGAGAAAAGGGAACUUGUUUCAAGUUCAAUGUACUCUCUUACUGCGUGUGAGAAAGUCACAGGUGGCGAUAGCACAAGGGAAGGUAUUAACAGGCACCAGCCUCGGGGACAGACUUUUCAAACUCCUAGAUCCUGUCCAAGGCCAGGGGGUUCCAUGGUUGUUCUUUCCAUUCAGUACGAGGAGCGUCGAAGGA
Messenger RNA from Prosopis cineraria, 1776 nucleotides. RefSeq names its product histidine kinase CKI1-like. Gene Ontology annotation, cellular component: nucleus. The coding region runs from base 590 to 1633 and encodes 347 amino acids. Gene Ontology annotation, biological process: signal transduction; phosphorylation. The transcript is spliced from 5 exons. Gene Ontology annotation, molecular function: phosphorelay sensor kinase activity. Lineage: Eukaryota; Viridiplantae; Streptophyta; Magnoliopsida; Fabales; Fabaceae. The record is from RefSeq and is a predicted model, not a curated record.